Molecule: messenger RNA, 396 nt
Organism: Closterium sp. Naga37s-1
Lineage: Eukaryota; Viridiplantae; Streptophyta; Zygnematophyceae; Desmidiales; Closteriaceae
Source: the annotation of a GenBank genome assembly
AUGAACCCCCAAGUCGUUAAUUGGCCAGGUAGGGAGAGAAAGGAGGAGGUAGAGGACGGUUGGCGCUGCAGAAUCCCUCCUCGCAACCCUCUCACCCUCCCCCCCACAACAGCACAGGCGGCAGGGCAGAAGCUGGUGGUGCAGGCCCAAGAGCGUCACCCCCACAGCGUCCCCCCUGCAGCCCGCCACUCCACCACCUUCUUCCCACUGGCCGUUCGUCCACCCAUCACUUCCCCCAUACAGGAACGGAGCAGUAGGCGCAGGUGGGGCGACGGGGGGGUGCGAAAGGGUGGCGACGGGGACAAGAGGAGCCGUGUCCGACGCCGCGACGAGCACUGCAGCGGGCGCGAGAGGGCCUGGGGAGCGAAACGGGGGCUCGGCGUAGGAGCGUCGUAA